AUGGCCAUCCCAUCCCGGGAACUCGUAAGGAAAGGCUCGAAUAGUCUGGCCCAAUUGUGCAUCGCUCGCGGGCUGUUCGACGCGGCCACGGAAAUCAUAUACAGCGACGUCGAGGAUUUCGCCUAUGGCGCCAAGACGAGCCUGAGCGCACUGCCCAGGGUCGCCGAGAUCAACCGGUGGCUGGAGAGGAGUCCUCUGUCGAUUAUGGACGAGCCCAACAUAUUUCAUCUCAUGGUCGCCGUCAAUCCGGGAGGAGGGAAGGGACUUAGCGCCGUGGGCUGGACACCCGCCGAAAGCGCCGCGGCCGAUGCGCGGCUGUCUAGUAUCCUUAGAGGCCGUCAGAGGAACCUAAACGACAGCAUCUUAAGGCGAGGGGAAGUACCCACUAUCUACUCCAACGCCGAUCGUGUUCUGGCCAGGAUAAAGGCCUCAAAUUCUUUAUAG
This is a messenger RNA of Scedosporium apiospermum, 444 nucleotides long. RefSeq lists its product as uncharacterized. The coding region runs from base 1 to 444 and encodes 147 amino acids. Lineage: Eukaryota; Fungi; Ascomycota; Sordariomycetes; Microascales; Microascaceae. The transcript is spliced from 3 exons. The record is from RefSeq and is a predicted model, not a curated record.